Sorex fumeus (smoky shrew) is the source of this 560-nucleotide messenger RNA. It is a transcript of the gene AIF1L, whose product is annotated as allograft inflammatory factor 1 like. Gene Ontology annotation, cellular component: actin filament; ruffle membrane. Gene Ontology annotation, biological process: actin filament bundle assembly; ruffle assembly. Bases 54 to 506 code for a protein of 150 amino acids. Gene Ontology annotation, molecular function: actin filament binding; calcium ion binding. Lineage: Eukaryota; Metazoa; Chordata; Mammalia; Eulipotyphla; Soricidae. The transcript has 6 exons. The record is from RefSeq and is a predicted model, not a curated record.
GCGACUCCCCGGGCCCCGGCGUCCCGCCGCCACACGCCGCCCAGCCCCGAGCCAUGGCCCUGACGCUCGGCAGCAGGUUCCAAGGAGGGAAGGCGUUCGGCUUGCUCAAAGCGCGGCAGGACCGGAGGCUGGCGGAGAUCAACCGGGAGUUUCUCUGUGACCAGAAGUACAGCGAUGAGGAAGACCUCUCAGAGAAGCUUGAGGCCUUCAAAGAGAAGUACAUGGAGUUCGACUUGAACAACGAGGGUGAGAUUGACCUGAUGUCUCUGAAGAGGAUGAUGGAGAAGCUGGGGGUGCCCCGGACCCACCUGGAGAUGAAGAAGAUGAUGGCGGAGGUGACGGGCGGCAGCAGCGACACCAUUUCUUACCGGGACUUUGUGAACAUGAUGCUGGGGAAGCGGUCGGCCGUGCUCAAGUUAGUCAUGAUGUUUGAAGGAAAAGCCAACGACAGUGACCCCAAGCCCAUUGGGCCCCCUCCCGAGAGAGACAUUGCCAGCCUGCCCUGAGGAGCCCCGCCAGGCCCUGCCCCUGCCCCCUGCCCAGCCCUCCUCCCCACUGCC